GUUAACUCGCAGCAGUCAAUUAACAACAAACUAUCACAAAAUGAAAUUCCUCAUCUGUUUGGCUCUCCUCUUCGCCGUCGCCCAGGCUAACCCCGGUUUGGUGGCUCCUUUGACAUACUCCGCUGCUGCUGUUCCCGCUUAUGCCACAUACGCCGCCUCUCCCUACGUCGCCGCACCAUACGCCGCGUACUCGACCUAUGCCGCACCAGCUGUUGCUACCUACUCCCACGCUGCUUACUCUGCUCCAGCUGUGACCGCUUACUCACAUGUUGCUGCUCCAGCUGUCUACAGUGCUCCAGUUGCCGCAGUUGCUCCAGCUGUUUACAGCGCUCCUGUUGUGUCCACCCUAUUGAAGAAGAACAAUCAGUUCAAGAAUUUCCCUUUGAUGAAAUUCAAAGUAAUCGAAAAUAAAGCGGAACAGGCCGGCUCCGACGUACAAACAUUGACAUCAGUUAACUCGCAGCAGUCAAUUAACAACAAACUAUAUUAUCACAAAAUGAAAUUCCUCAUCUGUUUGGCUCUCCUUUUCGCCGUUGCCCAGGCUAACCCCGGUUUGGUGGCUCCUUUGACAUACUCCGCCGCUGCCGUGCCCGCUUAUACCACCUAUGCCGCCUCACCCUACGCUGCCGCACCCUACGCCGCGUACUCGACCUAUGCCGCACCAGCUGUUGCUACCUACUCCCACGCUGCUUACUCUGCUCCAGCUGUGGCCGCUUACUCACAUGUUGCUGCUCCAGCUGUCUACAGCGCUCCUGUUGCCCGUGUUGCUGCUGUUGCUCCAGUAGCACCAGUCACCUACACCGCCCCCGUUGUAUCCACUCUGUUGAAGAAGAAGUAAACCGUUCAGUAAUAUUUCUUUAAUUUUGAUUAAAUGACCGAAUAAAAGUUUA
Messenger RNA from Anastrepha ludens (Mexican fruit fly), 890 nucleotides. RefSeq names its product larval/pupal cuticle protein H1C-like. Lineage: Eukaryota; Metazoa; Arthropoda; Insecta; Diptera; Tephritidae. The record is from RefSeq and is a predicted model, not a curated record. Bases 41 to 838 code for a protein of 265 amino acids. The transcript is spliced from 5 exons.